Colletes gigas is the source of this 2744-nucleotide messenger RNA. Its product is annotated as coiled-coil domain-containing protein 170. The transcript is spliced from 15 exons. The record is from RefSeq and is a predicted model, not a curated record. Bases 99 to 2459 code for a protein of 786 amino acids. NCBI's taxonomy places the organism in Eukaryota, Metazoa, Arthropoda, Insecta, Hymenoptera, Colletidae.
CCAAAAGAUGUCGACAGAGGAAGUAACUCGUUGUUGACUCGUCUCGCGCGGCAAGGGAAAUCCCUAGGAUCAGAGUGGUCAGCGUGGAACGAGUCAAGAUGUCGAGCGAGGAGGAGCCAAGGGCGGCCAGGGAACCGAGAGAAACCACCGAGGAGGAUCUGCGAGUCUUUGAAACUCUGUCUAUAUCGUCGCCUCGAAAGGUCUCUUCCGAAGACGCGAUGACCCACGACCUGACGACCACGCUGAGGAGCGAACUGGCAGCCCUCGAGUACAAGCGCGACAGGCUUACUUCCGAGCUCCAGGAGAUGAAGAUCGCGGUGAGAUCGAGGGACCAACGGGUCGUGGAGCUGCAGCUGGAGGCCGAGCAGCUUCGCGAGCAAGCGGUCAGACAGAACGCCAUAGUCUCGAGUCUAAAAAAACGUAUACAGGAGCUGGAGGAACGCGAGAGGAAUCUUUACGCGAGCCAGGGCAGAAACGAGACCACGAUACAGGGUUUGCAGCGGGAUCUCAAGUACCACGAGGAGAAGAUACGCGAGUGCGAGAAGAAAACUCGCCAGCUAGAGCAGAACGUGUCCGAGGAGAUCCAGCAAAGGGAACGCGCCCGUUCGAAUCUCCAGGAGUGCACGCGAAAAUUGGCUCACGCGUUGAACGUCGACUAUUGCGAGACCGUGCAUCCUGGCCCCGAGAUCGUGAUUCACAAGGCCGAGGAGCUGGUGCAGGAGGCGAAUCGUCUACGAUCGAAGAGCACGAACCUCGAGGCCCAACUGACCGUCGUCGAGGCGGAUUUUCGAAGCUGUCGGGACGCCCUGGAUCGUUCCGUCGCUGAGAAGGAACAGCUACAGCGACAAGUGUCCACGCAAUCGAUCGACUUGGAUCGUUUGAAACAGGACAAAGAAUGCCUCGAGAUGCAGUACAGAGUCGCGGAAAGGGAGACCAGCGAUCUGAGGGACAAGCUGCUGAAUGCGAACAGGAACAUAAGCAGUGCUAGCGGAAACAUAUCGAGCCAAGAGACGCUCAUCUGCCAAUUGCGAGACGAUCUGAAGCACCGCGAGGAGAAGAUGCAGCGGAUGCAGAACGAAUCGCGUCACUUUCUCGAAUCCUUGGCGAUACUCGUCGGCGGCCCCAACAGAUACGUCGAGUCGCACGAAAACGCCAUCAAGGAUCGCAUCAGAGAGAUCUUGGCCGAGUCCAAGGAUCAGGCUAUCAAUGUUCAAAGUCUCCGAGAGAAAGUGAGCGCAGCGACGGAGUCGACGAAUCGACAGAGCGAACUGAUCGAUACCACGGUAUCGAAGAUGAGAAACUUGGAAAACGAACGAUCGAACCUGGAGGGCAGAGUUCACAAGUUGGAGUCCGAGCUCACCAGUUGCGAGCUGUCGAAGGAGUCCUUGCGCCGAGACAAGCAGACGUUCGUCGCGUUCUUGGAUCGGCUUGGAAAGGUGAUGCAGAUGGACGAGAUCUCCGAAGAGAUGGGCCUGGAUCUUCAAACGGAGUCGCUUUUGGUGCGAGCCGAGCAGUUGGCCCGAUUGGAGACCGACAAGCUGGUGGACAAGUAUUCGUUCCACGAGUACACCACCUUGCCGAGGAUUCGACGCGAGCGGUCCUUCCACGAGCUUUCUUCUAUGAAAGAAACCUCGGUGGUGUAUCAAUUGCAACGUCGCGUGAGGACGCUGCGGGAACAGUUGCAGCGCAGAGAUCUUCAUCUCGAUCUUCUUCGUCGAAAGCUGUCGCUGCAAGAAGAUAGCGUCAGAAUGAAGUCGUUGCUGCAAACCGAAAGGGACGAGGCGAAUCUUCGGGCGAAGAAGCUGUCGAAGCAGCUGGAUCGGUUGCAGGUUCAGCUUUCGGAGGAGAAGUCGCGAAACCGCGAACUGAGCGCGCAACUGACGGAGGCAGCCGAUUACAAGGGGCGUAAAAUAGCCGCUUUGGAGCGCAGCCGCAAGAUCGAGGAGCUGCAGAAACGUCUGGUCGAGAGCGAGAUGCUGAGAACGCGGUGCAACAGAAAGCUGGCCAUGUUGAAGGAGCAGAUGAGAAGCACCACGGAAACCGCCGAGCAAGAGAGAUCCAUAAACGAUCAUUCGUUGCAGCUUAUCAGAGGGGAGCUCGCCCAGGUCAAGCAGAACCUUUCCGAGAUCACCAAACGAGAGUCUCAACUGCAAAGCUUCCGUGUCUCCGUGGUGAAAUUAUUGUCGGAGCCAAUUUGCACGCCCGAUUACGAGAUAAUUUCGAGACUGCAGAAAAUGGUGGCGGCGCAUCGCGAUUUCACGAUGCUAUCGCGCAGAUACGACGAGCCCUUGGAGGCCAGUCCCUCCAGAUGCACCAGCGUCCAUCCGGUUCAUCCUCCCAGGUCGCCAGGAUCACGGUGCACCCGGUACGAGGACAGCGGUUUCGCGGAUCCGCCGGAUCUCCACGACAUCGAAGACGAAUAUAACAAACGACCCAUUCGGAGCAGCCUUCUUCCGUGACAUCGGCCAAGGUUUAAAUUCUAGACGCGCUGAUUCCACGGGAAACAUCCGAUCGAGGAUGCUGAAAAAACCGAAGUCUUUGCACCGACCAAGUAUUGGAGAGUUUGUAAAUAUGUAUUUGUCAGUCUGCCAGACAGCCGUUACGAAGGUAUUAAAAAUCCAAGAAACAGGAAUUAUUCAAAAGGAAAGUAAUACUUGGACUUUCACAGAACCUCAUACAUAUUUAUAUUUAAGAACUGAUUACUACAUUUUCCUCGGACAUUUCGACCUCCAUUUUUUUUAGGU